GUAUUCUGUAGUAGACAGGAAUUGUUAGUUUGUUGCCUGAACCACCAGAAUCAUCUACAGAGUGAAAGGCCUAUUAUAUGUGGAUCUAAAAAUUCAGAAAAAUUCCCCAACUCCAAUCAACAUCAGAUCAUCUCUGAAAAAUGGUGGCAGCCAUUGAUGUUUCACUACCAAAAUCAAGUUUUCUGCAGAAUUCUCGUCAUACCACCGGACAACAUCAUUCUUGUUUUCUUGGUGGAGCCAGUUUGCAGGGGUUUCCUUUACAAUUAAACAUCCAAAACAGGAAGAGAUAUCUCAUUAAUUUGUCAGUUGCUUCAAGCAAUAGCAGUAGUGGUGGCAGAUUUUACUUGAAUUUCACUGGUUUUCCAUUUCCUUUAGGCCCUUUCUUUAAUAGGAGGACUACAAGAACCGAGGUUGUCAAAGAUUGUAUGUGGCUAUUCGAACAAGAGCAAGCGCUAGGAUUCAGUAGUGUCUCUACUAACACACGAAUGACUGUUAUCAAACUCAAGUCUGGAGGGUUGUGGAUCCAUGCACCUAUUGCUCCAACCAAGGAGUGCAUAAAGCUUGUGAAGGAACUUGGAGCCCCAGUGGAAUACAUUGUCCUGCCUACAUUUGCGUAUGAGCACAAAAUUUUUGUUGGACCAUUUUCCAGAAAGUUCCCUCGAGCUCAAACGUGGGUAGCACCAAGGCAAUGGAGUUGGCCUCUAAAUUUUCCACUUGAGUUCUUUGGGAUCUUUCGCUCUAAAACCUUAGUAGAUGAAGAUUUGUCAACACCUUGGGGAAAUGAGAUUGAGCAGAAAGUUCUAAGUUCACCGGAAGUUGGAAUUGGACCAUACGUGGAGGUAGCAUUUUACCACAAGAAAACAAGAACAUUACUGGUAACCGAUGCUGUCAUAUUUGUCCCUGCCCAACCACCUGAAUGUAUUAGCAACGCUUCAUUGUUAGCAGCUGCACAAAAUGGUUUAGCCGUAAAGAUACUUAGCAAAGGAAGAGAUGUCCCUGAUGGACCAGUUAUUGACAACAAAAUGAACCGUCAAAAAGGAUGGGAGAGAAUGGUUCUUCAAAUCCUGUUUCUUGGUCCCUCAAAUCUCUUGGAACCUAAAGCUAGCUUUGGUCAGAUGUCACAGAAAUUGAUAGUUUCACCUAUCGUCAAGACAUUGGUUUUCAACAAAGUUCCUGAGAAGGUAAAGGAUUGGAUUGACAGGAUUACAAGGGACUGGGCAUUCAAGAGAAUAAUUCCUGCACAUUUUGCUGCUCCAGUAAAUGCAAGUAGGUCAGACUUCUUGGCUGCCUUUGGAUUUCUUGAUGAACUUUUGGGUACAAGUUACGUGAGACGUCCAUCGGUUUCUCUUCUACUCACAUCCAUUAUGGGAAAAGCAGGAAGUUACUUUCCGCCCGAUGAUAUGAAAACACUGUCUUCACUUGAUCAGUUUUUAGUCUCAGUUGGAGCCGUAAAAAAGACGGUAUCUGGCAGAAAACAGUAAUACAAGAGCCAUGUAGGUCACUCCUUUAUACUGACCUAUUAUGUAAGUGAAUGUAGCACACCACAUAUAGAAAAUUUAUCAAUGUUUUACAUGAAUGCGUUCCUACUCUUUUA
This is a messenger RNA of Papaver somniferum (opium poppy), 1594 nucleotides long. RefSeq lists its product as uncharacterized. Lineage: Eukaryota; Viridiplantae; Streptophyta; Magnoliopsida; Ranunculales; Papaveraceae. Bases 141 to 1481 code for a protein of 446 amino acids. The record is from RefSeq and is a predicted model, not a curated record. The transcript is spliced from 7 exons.